AAGGAGAUCAAGUGCAGUGGGAGUGAAAAUUUCGUUCCAAGCAUCAAUAUAUGCAAUGGUGUUGACGACUGUUACGGGAUGUACCGCAAUCAUUAUGGCUACCACAGGAAUUCUGACGACGAAGACAGCGAACUGUGUGCACCAGAGCACCUCCGGACAAGAAAUGUACAGCUCACCAGCCUGGCUCAUCCUAAUGGCUCGCUACUGCUUUCGUGGACGUGGAUCGUGGCACCGAGCUCUGAGCUGGCGGGAUACUAUUUACGCGGUACUUCCACGGACCACACAUUUCAGACAACACUUUCGCCAUUGCUGAAUGAAUACACGGCUGAUUGCCUCAGGGGAUUCACCGAAUACAGCAUUACGCUGCGGCCCUUCUACAACAUUGACGGCCGGCCAAAACUUGGCAUGGCAACACAGUUUAUCGUACGAACUCCAGCUACUGCUCCGGGAGCACCGAUAAAUAUCGUGCGGCAGUCGCCGUCGCGUAUAGAACAGGAUGGUGCGCGACAACUGACGGUAACCAUCCUCGAACCAGUGUCUUGGAAUUCCAGUCCAGUCGGCUUCCGUCUCCGAUGGGAAACCAAUGAACAAAGCAACGAACCAGCGAGGGAUUUCGAUUUGCCUCUCGAUGCUGCACCGGGAAGCAAGAGGGACCUCGACGUGACCCUGUCUUUGAAACCUGGACGUGAAUACACACUGUUCGCCAGCGCGCGUGGGGUCGGGGACUUCGGGGAAGUUCUCAUAGGUCCCGAGACGUCGGUGACAAUGGAAACUACUCCUCUGGCUCCCGCUAACUUGUCAGCGAAGAACAUUGACCCAACCAGCGUUAUUGUUUCAUGGCAAGCUUUGAGCCCUGUGCGAAGCUUUGUGAUUCAACGAUCCUUUGACGCACCACUGCGUGCAUGCGAAGUUGGACUUUGCCCCUAUGACGACAAUUCGUAUACUGAUGACCGAUACUCUGCUGAAGGCACACGCCUCGAAACAUUGACUGUUAUGGUCGACGGAAGUUCACAGGAAUCCUCAUCCUACAGUCUGCCCCUGUUCAACGUAUUGUCGUCUGUGAAGUACACAAUUAAAGUCAAGGCAUGUGGUUCCGAAGUGUGCAGCAGCGAGACAAACACGACAUUUACAACUCCUCCUUCAGCUAUUCCCACGCCUGUAAUCACGACCGUCCUAUCGAACGACACCAGUUCCCUAUACUUGGAAUGGAACAUCAAGCUCCCGCGGCACGCGCCAGAGCUGAACCCGGAGUUCGAAGUGACAGUGAAGGCGAAUGGCUUCCACCGGCUCAUCCAGACGGUCGAGAAGGCGAUCACGAUAGGGGAUCUCACCUCAGGCGCAGAGUACGAAGUUCAGGUGCUGCUUUCUCUAGAGAGGACACCUGGAAAACGAGAAUACGGCCGCCCUGCAAGAGCCAUCGUAAGCACUUGGCCUCUUGUUCCUCUGGCUCCCACAUUAUCCACAAGAGGAUUCCAGUCCGCACCAGACAUAGUGGCUGUGUCAUGGAGUUUUCUCAACAGCACCGUUACGCAUGUAGAGGUUGCGACGAACUACAGCAACUGGGUGAAUUGCGAGAACUCGACGGUAUGCGACGAGGUCGUGUUGCACGGCUGGAACUCCUCCUUCAAAGCGGGCUUUGUCAGGAUCUCAGAGCUUAGACCGCACACAACGUAUUCACUAUCAGUGAAAGGCUGCAACGAUCUAGGAUGUGGUGACGCGAACACAGUGGUCAUCACAACGGACAUGUCAGAGCCGAGUGAGCCUAGUGGCCUGACAGUGAAUGCAACAGUAGAUGGUACUUCGGCUCACCUCGAGUGGAAGGCGCCGGAUGAGCCAGGGGGUCCGCUGACGGGCUACGUGGUCUCCUGGCAAUGCGACCAGGACCAUCUCAUGGCUGCGAGCACGGAUGAAUCCUUUUUUACCGUCCCUGGUCUUCCUUCCACGGCCCAGGAGUGCACCUUCUCAGUGUCUGCUUUCAACAAGGCGUCUGACGAGCGGCAACUGCGUGGAAAAUCUACUACUCUGACGACGCCUUGGCCCCCCAGAACUGAUCUGACCACCACUGCCACUGCGGAAUCUUAGGUGCGCUGGGAUCUUCAGUUCAAACGCGACGGCAAUCACGACUCUAAUAGACGAAUCAAAAAGAGAAAAAAGAUAGACAAGGUGGUUGCUUUGUUUCAUCUAUGCCUUUGUGUUAAUUUCCGUAAAGGUGCGAUUGUACUAAUGCUAGUAUUUCGUCCUUUCUUCUGUCCCGUCCCAAAUUUUGUUUUUUUGUUUUCUUCAACAACAUUACCUUCUAUAAGCAUCCAUUGAUAAGGAACCUACAGAGAAAUGAAGCUGAUCUUUCGAGGCGAAAGCUGACUGCAGAAGUCACACAAUAGAAAAUGAUGAUAAUGAUGAUGAUGCUGAUUUAUUAAAGAACUAGAUGAGUUAAUAGAAAUGACUCGGUAAACUUACGUAUAACAAGUGUGUUUGACACGCUGCUGAAUGGUAUCAUAAAUUAAAGCGAAUCGUAAGGCGUCCAAGCACAUGUGUCUCUAAACGCAGACUCGUGGGUCACAUCCUGUCAGCGGCGGGUUGCAAGGGGUAACCGCCACUUAGCACUGUCCCUUAUCACGA
Messenger RNA from Dermacentor silvarum, 2619 nucleotides. Its product is annotated as fibronectin-like. Lineage: Eukaryota; Metazoa; Arthropoda; Arachnida; Ixodida; Ixodidae. Gene Ontology annotation, biological process: cytokine-mediated signaling pathway. The transcript is spliced from 11 exons. The record is from RefSeq and is a predicted model, not a curated record. Gene Ontology annotation, cellular component: external side of plasma membrane; signaling receptor complex. Bases 79 to 2082 code for a protein of 667 amino acids. Gene Ontology annotation, molecular function: cytokine binding; cytokine receptor activity.